Molecule: messenger RNA, 1689 nt
Organism: Durusdinium trenchii
Lineage: Eukaryota; Dinophyceae; Suessiales; Symbiodiniaceae
Source: the annotation of a GenBank genome assembly
AUGAUCUGCUCCAUUUCCCAUGCGUGGGAAACGCGUGAGCAUCCUGACCCAUGUCUUUUUCAGUUGAAGAACCUAGUAAACGGUCUUUCCCUGUACGAUGCCGCUUACUUCUCUGAGAUUUGGGUAUUCUAUGAUUACGUGUCACUGUUUCAGUGGCAGCGAAAGACAACAGUGCAAGAGAGAAGUUUCCGCCGUGCCAUGGGAAACAUGCAUCUUAUGUACGCCCACCAAAGCAGUCUCACCUUUCGGCUAGAAUGUCUCACCCCGCCAGAUGUUUGGGCCGCCGCGUGCGAUGAUGAGACCUUCAAGGUCCCCGUGUAUCACGAGCCAAGUGGAACCGUUGUCUUCAUCCCUCUAAGAGACUUGAUGGCGAAUGGUGUCGUCUACAAUGGCCGAGGGUGGUGCAUAGCGGAAAAGGAAUGGUCCGCUGCCAGGAGCGUCUUGGGACAAAAUAUGGUCAUGGAUGGUGAGGCCGAUGAUGAAUCAGGAGACCAGGAGACCAAGAAGGUCCCGACUGCGCCAGAUGGAUUCAUCCGUCAAAUGGAGACUUCCAACUUCACUCACAGGAAUGAUCAGAAAGAUGUGGUCCACCUGCAAGAGAAGAUAUUUUACGAGAAAGUGACGGCGCGAAAGUACCUGAAGUUAAGUGAUUUGACCCAGGCUCACUUGGUGGAGCUCACAGGAUCCCUGCCGCACUACCAGAAUCUCCAGGUCUUAAAGAUCGAACUUUUUACUGGAGAGAAGGAACAGGUCAUUGCUUUCGUUCAGGCUUUGAGCACUCUGCCGUUGCAGAAGCUGCUCCUAAAGAAUCUACGAGGUCCUGAAGGGAUUGGAAAUGUCCUGGCUGAGGCCUUGGCCGCGAUCCUCACAGACCACAGGAGCCUCACUGAAGUGGACCUCUCCUACUGUGAGGUAAGUAACGUUGGUGCUAAGGCCUUGGCCAAAGCAUUGCAGCGCAACACAACCCUAACCGAUCUCAGAUUCUAUGGAUGUGAGAUUGAUGAUUUCGGGGUUGAGGCCUUGGCUGAUGCCAUGCAGCACAACAAGACCCUCACCAAGCUCCACUUCCGCGAUUCUCCGUUUGGCCGUGUUUUUACUCCCGAUGGCAAGGCACUGGAGCGAAUCUGGGAACGCAUCAAGGCAAACCAAGAAGCUGCUGCAGAGGUGGUGCAAAAGGAGGCGCAAGGGUGCAAAAAGGAGGAGGAAGAGGAGGAGCAAGCCGUGGAGAUUCACCGCAACAUCAUGUGCGAUGGUUGUGAAACAAAACAACCACUGAUUGGCAAGAGAUACAAGUGCACGACAUGCGCGGACUACGAUCUUUGUCAAAUUUGCCAUGCAAAACGUGACUCGAUCCACCCUGGGCAUGAGUUCGAGAAGAUUCCUGGUGUCUUGGAGCGACCUCAGGCCGCAAAGGUUGAAAAACCGCCAGACGAACCUGACCUUGCAGAUGUGUUUCCAGGACGCGCUAGAAUUCAGGACGGUGAUUCUUAUUUGAUGAUGGGUAUGACCGCGCAUUCAUGUGUGUCAGUGGCAACAACCUGGAUUCAUAUAAUUGAUUUAUAUUUGGAAAUCUCAUCUUGUGCAAUGAUGUUGGGUUUGAUUGAGUUGAACUUUAUUGUUGCAUUUGUGCGCAUCCAAUAUCAAGUUUUAAGCUCAACUGUGCCAAAUUUUCAUGUACGCCCAAAAUAA